Molecule: messenger RNA, 1751 nt
Organism: Papaver somniferum (opium poppy)
Lineage: Eukaryota; Viridiplantae; Streptophyta; Magnoliopsida; Ranunculales; Papaveraceae
Exons: 9
Coding region: 433-1428 (331 amino acids)
Cellular component (GO): membrane
Source: RefSeq, a predicted model, not a curated record
GAGUUCAUUUCAAAAAAAAUAAAAAUUAAAACGUAGAAUCUGAAGAACACAUUAUUAUAAUAUUCUCUCUGUUUCUCCUCCGAUAUCCCAGUGUGGGUUAUUCUCCAUCACUUGCUCUCUCUCUCUAGCUGCCUCUGCCUCUACACUAGACGUUGUACUUCUUCACUUUUCAAGGGAGCUUCUUUAACUGUUCCGGUUAAUAUUCUUUAGAUCAUCUAUUGUAUUGACAAAGUAGCUUAUUCUCAAAGCAUAACCACAUAAACCCACCCAUCUCUAGAAGUCUCACUUUAUUAUUGAGAUUAUCUAAAGCAUUUGAAGCAAAGCAUCUUCAACACACCACUCCUCUUCAUCACUAUUAUCUCUUCUUCUCCUCCUGCUCCUCCUUCUUCUUCUCUGCUUUUGCCUUGAACAAGACUAUCUUGGCAGCCAGUCAUGACUGCAGAUACAGCGGUACCGGUUUAUUGGUUAAAUUGGAGGGUUUUACUAUGUGGAAUUUGGAUCUCAUUUGCAAUGGUAAUAGCAUCAUAUUUGAUUUGGAAGUACGAAGGUUCAAAUAGUUCAAGACCUGAUAGAGUUAGAGUUGAAACCCAACAAGGAGAUUCAGGGGCUUUGUAUGAAGAUGAAGGUUGGCGGCCGUGUUUGAAAGAUCUUCAUCCUGCUUGGUUGAUGGCUUUUAGGGUUAUUGGCUUUGUUGUUCUAUUGGCAUUGCUUGUUGCUAAUGUUGUUGUUGAUGGAGGUGGCAUAUUCUACUUUUAUACUCAGUGGACAUUUACACUGGUUACCGUUUACUUUGGGCUUGGUUCUGUUCUCUCUGUUAAUGGAUGUUACGAGUAUCGUAACAGAGUUGGUGGUGAUCAUGUGGAGUUAGAUGCAGAGCGAGGCAACUAUGUUGCUCCCAGACAUGCAGAGAACGUAAGUGGAAGCAAUACAAUGAAAAGUUCCGUUCUCCACGAGCACCAUUCUGAUCGAAAACCUGCUGGAAUUUUGGUGUAUGCUUUUCAAAUUAUUCUUCAGAUGAGUGCAGGAGCCGUAAUGCUCACUGAUGCCGUCUUUUGGUUCAUCAUUGUUCCUUUUCUUACCAUCAAAGACUACAAACUGAAUUUUUUGUUGGUUAGUAUGCAUUCAAUCAAUGCUGUUUUUCUCCUUGCUGAUGCGGCUUUGAACAGCUUGCAAUUCCCAUGGUUUCGGUUCGCAUACUUCAUCUUGUGGACAGCGAUAUACGUCAUUUUUCAAUGGGUCAUUCAUGCUUGCAUAUCACUUUGGUGGCCAUACCCCUUUCUCGACUUAUCAUCCUCCUAUGCUCCAUUAUGGUAUUUAGCUGUUGGACUGAUGCAUAUCCCCUGCUACGGGGUCUUUGUACUAAUACUAAGGAUGAAGCACUUCUUGUGGUCAAAAUGGUUCCCAGAAUCUUAUCACAUUGAGAAGUAAAAUGAGGUACGAGAAGCUCCAAACAUUUUCACGACAACAAAAGAAGAGCCCCGAAACUGAAUACUGACAGCAUGAUAACAAAAGAAGAGACCCAAAGGUGAAAAAAGAGAAACAAUGAGGAUCAAUGGAUUAUUCAAAGCUACAUUACUGACCAUACAGAAAAAAGUACAGAUUUUUUUUCCUUUUUUUUUCUUCAGGAAUACUAGAUAGUUUUAUUUGAUGCAAUAACACUCAUUUUGUUAAAUUUAUACUUUUCCCCGAGGGUGAAGAAUUGCAGUAAAUAGAUAAGUUUGGAAAAGAAAUCUUAGAAUCUUCACUCUUCA